Messenger RNA from Lucilia sericata (common green bottle fly), 1200 nucleotides. Its product is annotated as odorant receptor 94b-like. Gene Ontology annotation, molecular function: odorant binding; olfactory receptor activity. Gene Ontology annotation, cellular component: plasma membrane. The transcript has 4 exons. The record is from RefSeq and is a predicted model, not a curated record. The coding region runs from base 1 to 1200 and encodes 399 amino acids. Lineage: Eukaryota; Metazoa; Arthropoda; Insecta; Diptera; Calliphoridae. Gene Ontology annotation, biological process: detection of chemical stimulus involved in sensory perception of smell; sensory perception of smell.
AUGAAUAGAAUUACACCGAUAUCGAACUCGAAAUCCAUAGAAGAUUGCGACAAAAUAGCGGGAGCUCGUGUGUUAUUAACAAUUUUAAGAUUUGUAGGCUUAUGGCCCUGGCAGAGUGAAUAUAAAAAUAAAAAUCAAAGGCUGUUAAAAUCAAAAAUACAAUUAUUACAAUGUGUCAUUAUACAUGUACCUGCUACUUUGUUAUUUUGCUUACUAAUGUGGGUGGAAGCAUUCACUUCGUCCGAUUUAGAUGAAGCUGGAAAUGUGUUAUAUAUGUCAUUGGCUUUAAGUGUUUAUAUAGUAAAAUUUAUAAAUAUCCGGAUAUUAGCCAAGAAAGCCACUUCAUUUAUUUAUGCACUAGAGUACAAUAGUUUAUAUGAUUUACUUACACCCGAAGAAGCGGACAUGUGGUCAAAACAUCAGAAAAGUUUUCGUAAUGUAGUGAUAAUUUUCACUAGUGGUAGUGUUUUUUCGGGUGUUUUCGCUUUUGUGGGUGUAUUAUUUGAUAAUGAAUAUCGUUUGGGUUUUCCCUAUUGGUUGCCAUUUGAAUGGCGUAAUCCAGAGAGAUAUUGGUAUGCUUACGGUUUUAAUGUCGCUGGCAUAUUGGUAUCCUGCUUAUCGAAUGUCAGUUUGGAUAUGUUGGGUUGUUAUAUGAUUUUUCAUAUUGGUUUGCUGUACAAACUACUGGGUAUGCGUUACUCUAGUAUACGAUCUAUAAGCGAAAUUGAAGCCAUUACAGAGUUGAGGAAGUUAUUUGUAAUGCACUCGAGUAUAAAAAGAAUGACCAAAGAAUGCGAAAUAUUAAUUUCCUCCUACGUCUUAGCUCAAAUAAUAUUCAGUGCUUUGAUAAUAUGUUUCUGUGGUUAUCGUUUACAAAGCUUAAACAUUUUAGCCGAAUUAAGUCAAUUCUUUGCCAUGCUACAAUUUCUAAGUGUCAUGAUUUUGGAAAUUUAUUUACCCUGUCAUUUUGCCAACCAAAUUACUUUAAAUUCAGGAAAUUUGAUAAAUCACAUCUACGACUGUGAAUGGUUGCAGUUUUCUAUAGUCAAUCGCAAAUUUGUAUGUUUGUAUAUGGAAUUUUUUAAAAAACCUGUACGUUUAAGAGCUGGAAAAUUCUUCGAUGUUGGUUUACCCAUAUUUACAAAGGUAAUGAAUAACGCCUACAGUUACUUUGCUUUGUUAUUAAAUAUUGAGAAAUAA